Messenger RNA from Mixia osmundae IAM 14324, 2300 nucleotides. RefSeq lists its product as uncharacterized. Gene Ontology annotation, biological process: xenobiotic detoxification by transmembrane export across the plasma membrane. Bases 120 to 1898 code for a protein of 592 amino acids. The record is from RefSeq and is a predicted model, not a curated record. NCBI's taxonomy places the organism in Eukaryota, Fungi, Basidiomycota, Mixiomycetes, Mixiales, Mixiaceae. The transcript is spliced from 7 exons. Gene Ontology annotation, molecular function: fluconazole transmembrane transporter activity.
GACACGGUCGGCACAAAUAGCGAGAUCGUAUUAUGACGACGCUGUCUUACGCCCGCAAACAUCGAAGCCUGUAAGUUGCGAAGGAUCACUUUUCGCGCCUAGCCUCUACCUCGUACAGCAUGCCAGGCGAGCCGAUCUCAGUCUAUGUGCGAGAUACGUUCUUUGGCUUGACUGUGCGCUUGCUGUCAAAGCAACGUUUCUUCAAGUACGACGAGGAAGAGCCAGGCUACCAACUGCCGGAAUGUUAUGCACAACAUUGCCAAGGAUCGGAUCCAUCUAGACAAAAUCAGAGAAGCGAGAGCGAACUUACACGGUCCUCGACGCAGACUGCCGUCGGCGAUACGCCACAGCGGUCACAGACUGGGGACAAGAUCGACGACAAGUCUGGAGACAAUGAGAAGCAAGCAAGUGAGCAGAAGCCAGCGAAAAAGGCAGGCGAUAUCAUCAAGGAUGAGAACGGCGAACAUAUCCUCGUCGAUUGGCACGACGACGAUCCGCAUAACCCGAUGAAUUGGCCUACGUCGCGCAAAGUCUUUGUUACUGCGCUCAUCUGCUUCCUCACCUUUGGCAUCUAUGUUGGCGCCUCGAUCUAUACGCCAGGGAUACAGUCCUUCAUCAUGUACUUCAAUUGCUCAAAGAUCGAUGGCUCGCUCGGCCUCACCAUGUUCGUGCUAGGAUAUGGCGUCGGACCUCUCUUCUUGUCUGCGCCAUCGGAGAUUCCUCAGAUCGGCCGAACGAUCCCUUACAUCAUCUCGAUGGCCAUUUUUGUCAUCUUGCAGAUACCUACCGCACUCGCGCCCAACGUGCGCAGCUUUCUCGUCCUUCGCUUUCUCGCUGGAUUCGUGGGCUCACCGCCUCUCGCAACGGGCGGCGCAACUAUGCAAGAUCUCUAUUCGCCGAAAUAUGUCGCGUUUGCGAUUGCGACUUGGGGUAUAUCCGCUGUCUGCGGUCCAACAUUAGGUCCAGUGAUGUCCGCUUUCGUCAUCUCUGCAGACGAGCCCGCGCCUCAUGCAUGGCAAUGGGCAUUCUGGCUUCUCCUCGCCAUCUCAGGCGCUGUGUGGCUCUUGCUCUUUUUCACUUUGCCAGAGACGAGCGGAAACAACAUCCUCACCAGACGAGCACAACGCCUGCGCCAGCUUACCGGAAACCCCAACUUCAAAUCUCAGGGCGAGAUCGAUGGCGCGUUCAUGACCGGCGGCGAGAUUGCGAAGAUGACGCUCGUGCGACCCAUUCUCAUGAUGUUCACUGAGCCCAUCGUGUUCUUCCUCAAUCUCUACAUUGCGUUCCUCUACGCCAUAUUAUACCUAUUCUUUGAGUUGUUCGACAUCGUCUUCGAAAUGACUUACGGCUUUACACUUGGCGAAUUCGGCCUCAGCUUCUUAGGCACUUUCGUCGGCAGCGUAGUCGUCCUGGCGUGUUUCUACCUCUACUUGGCGUAUAUCUUCAUCCCAAUGUACGAUCGAAACGAUGGCAACCUUGCACCAGAGAGUCGCUUGGUCAUCGCCAUGGUUGGCGCACCUUUCAUCCCAAUUUCUCUGUUCUGGUUUGGAUGGACAGCCGGUAUCACACAUUGGAUGUCACCGAUAGUGGCGUCCAGCUUCUUCAGCAUCGGCACUUUCCUGAUGUUCCAAGCCGCUCUCACUUAUCUCGGCGACAGCUACAAAACGUACGCCGCCUCGGUCUACGCUGGUAACGAUUUCUUCCGCAGUAUGAUGGGCGGCGUGUUUCCUAUCUUCGGCCGACAAUUCUACAAUAAUCUCGGAGGACCGUCGCCAAAAUUGCCUGUCGCUUGGGGGUCCACAUUACUCGGAUGUAUCGGCGUUCUGCUUAUACCGAUCCCGUUUGUCCUGCACGCAUACGGAGCGAGAAUUCGAAAAUGGUCAAAGAUGGCCGACUAGAGCAUGCUUAUUUACGCAAACCCGCACUUGUAACUCUACUAUCAAGACAUUCGCAAUGCAUCACGAUACUGUAGAAGAGGAUGCGACCUGCCCCUGCAAUGACAGUCCUCGCUUUCGUUGUGGACCGACUGCUUAGCGUGAUGGGAUCGAUCGCAUUCGCACCUUUCUCUGACGUGCUGCUUUAUCGUGAUGAAUGUGGUUCCAAGGCAAGCUUGUCAUUGUCUCUGGCGCGGAGUCGCGAGCAGUCACGUAUCGUCAUGUCAGGAAAGGAUGAGGGUGGAAGCGAGCGUGAAGUCACAUGCGUGGAAAAGACCGCUGCUGGCAUGAUGCGGAGCUACAAGCCGAAGAAGGACGAAGCUUGCUUGUAGGGAGGCCGUCCGGCAGACAAUGCGGACGUCGCCA